Messenger RNA from Jaculus jaculus (lesser Egyptian jerboa), 935 nucleotides. It is a transcript of the gene Ptprcap, whose product is annotated as protein tyrosine phosphatase receptor type C associated protein. The transcript has 2 exons. Lineage: Eukaryota; Metazoa; Chordata; Mammalia; Rodentia; Dipodidae. Bases 89 to 688 code for a protein of 199 amino acids. Gene Ontology annotation, cellular component: plasma membrane. The record is from RefSeq and is a predicted model, not a curated record.
CCCCUAGCUAGCUGCUGCAGUUAGAGCUUCUGAGAUCACUUCUCACUCAGCACAGCCAGAGGUGGGUGCCCCACAGGCCAGCAGACCAAUGGCUGUGCCUCAUGCCCUUGGGCUUGGGGUGCUGCUGGCCCUGCCACGGGCCCUGGGCUCUGGGAUGGGCACAGAGGAUGGUGCAGGCUCCAGCUCCGUCACCAUUGUUCUGCUGCUCCUGUUGCUGCUGCUGCUGGUCACAAGCCUGGUCCUAGCCUGGCGCCGCCUCAGCCGAGAUUCAGGAGGCUACUACCACCCAGCUCGCCUGGGUGCCGCACUGUGGGGCCACACCCGCCGCCUGCUCUGGGCCAGCCCUCCAGGCCGCUGGCUUCAGGCCCACAUAGACCUGAAGCCCCCAGAGCAGCGGGACAAUGACCAAGAUGGAGAAGACGAUUUCGUAAUGGUCAGUGGUCUGCAGGAGGCUGAACCCCAGGAAGAGGAGCAGCAGUGCCAAGGAGAAGCCCACAUGGAGCAGGUCCCGGAAGCACAUGACACAGACAGUGAAGGGGGCUUGGGUCUGGGCUCCCAGGGGCCCAUGGAUUCAGGGGGCAGUGCGGAGGCCCUGCUGAGUAACCUGCAUGCCUUUUCAGGCACUGCAGCCUGGGAUGACAGCACUGGAGGAGCAGGGGGCCGGGGCCUUCAUGUCACUGCACUGUAGGGGCCAGCUUAGAAUCCCGUCCCUGUUCCAGCUUCUCACGACACCUCCUUUUUCCAAGCUGCCGUGGCGGAACAUAGUUUGCCCUGGAUCUGUCAUUUUCAUCCCACUGCUCCCCUGACAGAGUACCUGAUUUCUAUCUCUACCCUUCCCCAGGCCAUGUGUUCCCAUGAUCCCCCAGAAGGCCAGCUAUCCCACACAUACUGGGCAGCCAUCUUGAAAUAAAGCCCCUGUAGCCCUGUGAUCUACA